Molecule: messenger RNA, 878 nt
Organism: Sinocyclocheilus anshuiensis
Lineage: Eukaryota; Metazoa; Chordata; Actinopteri; Cypriniformes; Cyprinidae
Exons: 1
Source: RefSeq, a predicted model, not a curated record
AGCAGCAGUCGUUUAUGUUCAGUCCAUCAAAGAGCACUUGGAGCAGAAGACAGACCAUGUGGCUUCAGCAGAGGUUAAAGGGGCUGCCUGGUUUGCUCUCGAGCAGCUGGGCCCGCCGUGUCUUGGUUGGAUUACUGCUCUUCCUCAUUUUCUACUGGUACUUGAGCUCAGAUGGGCUCCUGAGGUUUCUCAGCAUGUCCAGGGAGUCUGGAGGAGCUGCGGGGGUUUGUUUGCAGACUGAUCUUCACAGGUGGGUGUCGUUGGUGGACCGAGGGGAGGGAGUGGUUCUCACCCCCCAGACCAAAGAAACCGUCCCGUUUGUGGUCGGUAAUGGACAUUUUCUGGUGGAUGUGGACUCUAACAAACUCUGGGUAGCUUCAUCUUCACAGCCUGGCUCCGCACCGGUUCACCAAACAGACUAUGGACCGAUUGUGCGAUUGCAGUUGCCGGGAUCGCACUCAGAAGCCCGGGGAAUGAUGCUGUGGUACAGAAAAGGCUCUGUUCUGUCCUCCCGGUGCAUCCUGACAGCGUCUUCUCACGACUGCGUCAUCAUACGAGAGGAGUUUGUUGCGCAUCGCAGUCGACCCAAUGUUUAUCUUCAGAGGAUUCACAUAUCAAACCCUACAGACCGUCCGCUUUCGGUUGACCUGGCCACGGAGUCUCUGUCGUUUAGGAGCACCGUGGAGAAGAUGGAGGAAAAGGAGCUAGUGCUCUCCUCAGGCCGGGUGCUCACGGAAAAGAAGGACACUGUGUUGGUGGUGGUGGCCACAAAGAAGCUGAGCACCAAGAUCCAGGUUCCUGCCAAAUCUGAAUACUCAGAAAACCUGGUGAGCGUGAUUCACACCUCGGAGCCCACCGAGGGCGGGAAACUGGACGAG